AUGGACAUCAGUGAGACGGUAUUAUGGACGGACUCAAAAACGGUGCUGAGAUGGAUCGGUAGCACCCACCGCCGGUACAAGCAGUUUGUUGGCAACCGAGUGGCGGAGAUUUUGGAGUCGUCAAAGGUAUCCCAGUGGCUAUGGGUACCUACAGCUGACAACGCAGCGGAUGAUGCGACGCGGUCGCAGAAUAAGGCGGACCUCAGCCUGGAAUCCCGUUGGCUAAGCGGUCCCGCAUGUUUGAGGCAGCCAGCGAGCGGUUGGCAAGCGCCUGAGGAGGGAACUAAGCGUGUUUCGGAUGCAUCUGAUGACGAGGAGAUGCCAAGUGAGUUUGCAUUGGUGGCCACAAAUGAAUUUGGCAAUCCGUUCCAGAGAUUCUCGAGCGUCAGCCGCCUGGUGAGGGCCACAGCCUGGGUCUUGAGGGAUACGCGUUGGUGCCGCAAACAGAGAAGCGAGGUCGAGGAAUACGGACUCACUGCAACGGAAUGUGAGGCCGCGGAGAACCUGUUAGUCAGGCAGGCUCAACUGGAAUCGUUUCCCGACGAGAUGAGGUCGGUGGAACGCGGUAAGGAAGUCGCCAGCUCGAGUGAGAUUCGAGGUCUGGCGCCGUACAUGGAUGAACACGGAGUUCUGCGAGUUUAUGGCAGAGUUGAUACCGCGCUGUGCAUGCCGUACAGUGCGAGGAGGCCUGUGAUACUGUCACACAGGCACAGUAUUACGGAGAUGGUUGUAAGACACUUUCACGCCCAGAUGAAGCAUCAAAACUUGGAUGCGACGAUUGCUCAGAUCCGGACGAGAUUCUAG
This is a messenger RNA of Drosophila kikkawai, 804 nucleotides long. RefSeq lists its product as uncharacterized. The record is from RefSeq and is a predicted model, not a curated record. NCBI's taxonomy places the organism in Eukaryota, Metazoa, Arthropoda, Insecta, Diptera, Drosophilidae.